Rhinichthys klamathensis goyatoka is the source of this 2395-nucleotide messenger RNA. RefSeq lists its product as uncharacterized. Gene Ontology annotation, molecular function: transcription corepressor activity; DNA binding. Bases 440 to 1399 code for a protein of 319 amino acids. NCBI's taxonomy places the organism in Eukaryota, Metazoa, Chordata, Actinopteri, Cypriniformes, Leuciscidae. Gene Ontology annotation, cellular component: nucleus. Gene Ontology annotation, biological process: positive regulation of neuron differentiation; negative regulation of Notch signaling pathway. The transcript is spliced from 8 exons. The record is from RefSeq and is a predicted model, not a curated record.
AUCAAACGGGGCCUUGUAUUAACUGAGCCAUAUUCACAAACCAGAAGCAAGACAGUACUGGUGCAGAUGGCACUAUUUGAUUGACCUUUUGUAAUCCACAGACUGCUUUAAUGAGUUACAGGAUCCACUUUGUUCCAGCCCAGAGCUGCUUUCCUCCUCUCAUUCCUGGAGAGACCUCUGUUUUACAACCUCAGGUGCUUCUGGAUACACUUAGUGCUCACUGUACGUCACCUGGGACUGCAUGGGGUCAACCCUUACCUGACCUCUCACUGUGUUUUAAGACGCACUCGUGAUGUUGACACGCCAGAGUGUCUUUACUUUAAUGGAAAUGCCACGAGCGUGAAAGUCAUCAGGCUGUCACGGAUCUGCGCGUGGCCAUGACCGGCAUGAUAAAGAACCGGACGCUUUUUCGGCGAGGAAAACGGCUAAUGGGCGAAAGAUGAGGAGAAAAACAAUAGCAAAGCGCAUCCUGUACAAUGGAUACGAAGAGACACCCGAAGACACCGGUGCGAGGGCGAACCACGUCUUCAGUCAAGAACCGGCGAAGAGGAGAAAAGGGAGAGGUCUAAAUGGAGAGGACAUCUCAUCUUGCAAUGCUGACUAUAUUAAGUUCAAAACAAAGGCUUUUGAGGUUGACAAGCCCCUUGGAGAUGCAACAAGGCAUGCAGAUUUCACUAUGGAGGUAGUGCUUGGAAGCCUCCAAUCAUGUUCAAGGGCGGAGCUUAUCGCAAUGGUGCUCAGUAUGCAGAGGGAGAUGGACGGCCUUCGAGAGCAAAUCAGGAGUCUAACAGCUUGUGGGAAGUUGGCUCAGACACUUGAAGAGUUGAUCGAGAGGAGUGAUAGAUGGCUGUGCGGAAGCCACGAAGCUGCAACUCCCAGCAUUCCAAGGGAGGCCGAGAGAAGCAGGCCACCCAGUCACAUUUCUCCUCCAACAGUGCUUAGUGGAAGAACAGAUGAAUGUGCAAGUUCAGAGCAGCAGGGGUGUGGUCAGUAUGAGAUCACACAAACAAUGCAAACGCAAAGGAAUGGAACGCUUCUGGAACAUGAAGUUAUCAGUGCUGAUCUUCUGGAGCGCUGCAACACAGGGACCACGGCUCAGAAACUCACCAAUGACCUGCUGCGCAGCCUGUACGACAGAGACUGUCUGGCUUCUCACUCAAUCUCAGGCAUCGUUAACAGCAAGCGAGGGAUGCCUAAGCCAGCUCUUCCGGCACAUGAGAUCCAGGCCAUUCUGAGGACAGUGCAGCGGUUCUUCCCCGGAAAGACAGAUUCAGAAAUAAAGGGCUACGUUCGACAGAAGCUGCAGAAUGAGGCCAAGAGACUUCGGAAAAGGCCACACCCUGCUGAUGAUCCAUUGGUGGGCUCUUUUAAGGAGGCAGGAGCAACGUUCGAGUAUUGAGCGUUGACUUCCUUUGGACAACCCCAAUGCAUUUUGAAAUGGAAUCUAACGACUCAAAAUUCUGUUAAUAAACUUAAAAGUUCCACAAAGUUCUAUCAUCAUUUACUCAGUUUUCCUUUAUUGCAGUUCCAAAUCAGUGUGCGUACAGGUUUCGAAUGACAUGAGGGUGAGUAAAUUAUGACAGAAUUUAAAUUGUUUGAGUAAGGCUGCACAAUUAAUCUAAAUUAAACCCAAAAUCACUAUAUGGCUUAGUGUGAUUAUCAAAUCUCAAAGACUGCGAUUUAAUUACAUAAAUAUUUGCGCGGUGUUUCAGAGUGAAGCGCAGCACUGUAUUCAUUUACACGGGAGCACCUCAUGAUCUGGUGUUUUCAGUGUCUCUGAAUUUUUAUCAGAACAAUACCAAUCUGAUUUUUUCCCCAAAUCAUGCAGCCCUAUUGCUGAGUGAACUAUCCCUCUAAGAUCGUAUUUGCAAGCUGUAGAGUACGUGACAAACUAUGUGUGUAUGAUCUUUAUCAUGUUGAUUACACAAAACUGUGACUUUGUAUUGACUUGAAAUUGCAAAAUGAACCCUGGAGUCACAGUUAGAAGUAGAUUGAAAACAGUCUCUUCAGCGUACCUCCAGCAUCACUGCCAGACAUUAUCACACACUGUUUGUCGUGCGCUAAAACUUCGAACGACGUAGACUGAGCUGUGAACACAGCGGCAGAUGGUUAAGCAUCGCUCUCCUGUAAAAUUACAUGGUUGUCACUUGGUAGGGGGGUUACAUCGUGAUUGAUGUAGUUCAGACUUGUGGUAUUUUAGUUGAUCACAUGUUGAAAGUGUGCCCUGGCGUGUAAUGUGAAUAUAUUUUUUUGUGUGUGUAAUGUGAAAUACGCUCGUGCCUCCUAUAGCAUAUUGGACUCCUUACUGUGGCCUUAUCAGUCAGAAAACACAGCAGUACAGUUCUCAUUUCGAAAGCACUGUGAUUAUAUCCAUUAAAAAAAAAAACUGGUCUGU